Messenger RNA from Exophiala viscosa, 1041 nucleotides. RefSeq names its product Pyruvate/Phosphoenolpyruvate kinase-like domain-containing protein. Bases 1 to 1041 code for a protein of 346 amino acids. The record is from RefSeq and is a predicted model, not a curated record. The transcript is spliced from 3 exons. Gene Ontology annotation, molecular function: catalytic activity. Lineage: Eukaryota; Fungi; Ascomycota; Eurotiomycetes; Chaetothyriales; Herpotrichiellaceae.
AUGUCAAGCUCUAUAGUCAACUCAAAGCCAUAUCCUUUCCAAUUCGAACCCGAAAAUGGCAACAAUACAACCAACGAGACGUAUCAGGCAAAUGUACAGAAUGUACGUGGCGGACGACCUUCCCCACAAGCAUCCCGCCUUCGGACCAUGAUGCUCGAGGCAUGGAAGCAGCCCAACAAGAUAGUUGCCAUGGCAUGCAGUUUCGAUGCUCUGAGUUCCAAAUUGGCUGAGCAAGCUGGCUUUCCGGUGGUGUUUCUUUCAGGCUUUCCCGUAGCAGGAUCGCUAGGUUUACCUGACACAGGCUACAUUGCCUUUGGCGAAAUGUCACAGAAGGUUGCUGAAACGGCCCGCCAAGUUCAAUGCCCUAUUCUUGUGGACGGCGACACUGGUUAUGGAGGCCCUAUGAAUGUCAAAAGAGCGGUCUACGGCUUUGCUCUUGCUGGUGCUGCUGGAGUUAUGAUUGAAGACCAAACGUGGCCAAAACGUUGUGGACACACCCAAGGCAAAGCCGUCGUCCCUGAGGAUGAGGCAUAUGCUCGAAUGCAGGCCGCCGUGGACGCAAGAAAUGAGGGGAUGGACAUCUGGAUCCUAGGUCGAACCGACAGCUUUAUUCAUGGCUAUGACGAAGCCUUGAAAAGAGCUCGGCGAUACAUUGAGAUCGGGGUAGACGCUGUCUUCGUUGAAGCAGUCCCCGACCGUGCCACAAUGGAGCGUUUUGCACGGGACUUGGAUUUCCCCAUGAUGGCCAAUAUCAUCCCCGGUGGUCGCACAGAAAGUGUAUCGGCAGCAAGUCUUGCCGAGAUGGGCUACAGCGCUGUUGUAUACCCUUUCACCAUUCUUGCCGCUGCGAUACAGGGCAUUCGGGAAUCGCUGGAAGAGCUCAAAGAAUCAUUCACUUCCGACACAAUACCACGGACUCUGCCUGCCUCGGACGUGAUGGAGGCAGUGGGAUUCCCCCAGUAUUAUCAGGAGGAAGAGCGCUAUGCAUACAGUGGCAUGCUGAAUGGGACCAAAGGAUACCAGUGGGAGCAUAAGGUAUAG